GUUUUUACAAGUAUCGAUCAGGGCAAACUGAUUUCACCUUUGUAUUCAAAAAGGAGUCAUAUAAAUUGAAAAUGGAUCUUACUAAUCUGAUGAAGUAUGGUUCAGUCAAAAUGAAAACAAGUGCUAGUCAGAUGAAUGGUAAUCACAAGAAUGACAACUCUUUCAUUGAUCCUUAUAUAAGAGUACUGGAUGUUGAGGUUAUAACCAAUGAUCUUGUGGGAAGGAAUUCACACAACUACAGUGGCAAUCAGAAUGUUGGUCCACCUUACAGAACAGAAUAUGUUGAUAUAUUUUGGCAGAAAGUUGAGAGAUGCUAUGCUGAGUUGAAGGCCUCUAUUUCCAUAAUGCAUGAUACCACAAAAGUUUUCAAAAUUUCUAUUAUAAAUGUCAAUUCCUCUGUUGAGAAUGUUAAUAAUACAAUGAAUGAACUUGAGAGAGUCCAGAAUGCCUUAGGAAAGAGACAAGAUUCUGAAGAUUAUAAGGAAAAUCGAAUUUCAAAAAGACAUCAAAACAUAUUGACUACACCACCAUGUGAAGAUGAAAGCAUUUUCAUUGGGUCAACUAAGGGAGAUCUACUUGGACCACAAUCUUCUGCAAUUGAUGAUGCAACAGAUGAGUAUAGUAUAUCAAUGCCACCCACCAAAAAGAUAGCAACACAACCAGCUCUUCAAGACAAAAGCAACAUGAUAGAUAAUGCAAUGAUAGAUGACAAUAAUGGGUUGGACAAAUGGGCAAAGGAAACUCUUCAGCAUAAUGGAGAAUGGCUUGUUGGUAAUAAAAAGGUGAAUGUACAUGAUUUGCUGGUACUACUUACAUGGUUUGGAAAUAUUAGUCUUGCAUGUUACGAUAUAAUUGAUAUUACACCAGAAACCAACAGUGAUUUUGUUAAAAAUCAGCCAAAAGAUGAACUAGAAGAAAUGAAGAAAUAUGGAUCACCAGUACCUGAUAUUGAUAAUAGUGAUAUUAAUCAUGAAAAUGGUCAAGGUAUUUCAUGUUUGAGAAAUUAUUAUUGA
This is a messenger RNA of Entrophospora candida, 1013 nucleotides long. NCBI's taxonomy places the organism in Eukaryota, Fungi, Glomeromycota, Glomeromycetes, Entrophosporales, Entrophosporaceae. The record is from the annotation of a GenBank genome assembly.